Messenger RNA from Ixodes scapularis (black-legged tick), 1320 nucleotides. RefSeq names its product luciferin 4-monooxygenase. The record is from RefSeq and is a predicted model, not a curated record. NCBI's taxonomy places the organism in Eukaryota, Metazoa, Arthropoda, Arachnida, Ixodida, Ixodidae. The coding region runs from base 1 to 1320 and encodes 439 amino acids. Gene Ontology annotation, molecular function: CoA-ligase activity. The transcript has 8 exons.
AUGGCAAAGGCGACAUCUGUGGCAAGGGAACUGGUCUAUAUGAUUGAAGACAGUCACUGCACUUUCCUACUCGUCGACCAACAAACCGCACCGAAUGUUGCGAAGUUUGUAAUACCCACGUGCGUUAAGUUUUGUAUUACUUCGCAGGCCGUGUUCGCCAUCGGAAGCGUGCCCGGUUUCAUUGAUAUCCUUCAGUUUCAAGAACUAUCGGAUGCCUCAUUCAAGUCCCACGUGCCUACUGACAACGAGGAAGAGGUUGUGGUUGUACUGUACACGUCAGGAUCAACGGGCCUUCCAAAGGGCGUGGAACUAUCACACAAGGCGUACUGUGCCGCGUUUCAUGCAUUCAGAUCUACUGGAAAUUGCACUGAAGAGGACGUUUACCUUGCCUGGAAUCCGAUUACCCACGUGUCAGGCUUCGGAUAUGAUAUGUUUGGUAUGCUUAUAGGCGCGAAAAUCGUCAUCGCUGAGCCUUGGAUUUCAUACAACGAUUUUAAGGAUAUCCUCGAAACAUUUCAGGUGUCUCUUUUUCUUGGCCAUACUGCUCGGAUGCAAGAUGUUGUGAAUGAAGCCAGAAAAAACAGUGAUAAUGUAUUUCGUCUAAACAAAAUAAUGGUUGGUGGAUCAGUGAUCAAAAAUUCGCUCGCAAAGGACAUUUGUGAAAUAUUCAACUUGAAAUCAAUGAUCGUUUGCUACGGCUUAACUGAAACGUUUGCAGUUCUGAGCACCUCACCUGUAGGACAAAUCACCUUCGACAAUUGCGGCUUUCCUGUUGCCGGCAGCAAAGUCAAGGUUAUAGACUUAACCAGCGGAGACUCACUUGGCCCAUAUCAAAAAGGCGAGAUUGUGGUUCACAGCCGAAACGCCAUGAAAGGCUACUUCAGAAGUCCAGAAGCUACUGCUGAAGCUUUGAGCGAGGAUGGCUGGUUGCGGUCAGGAGAUUUAGGAUUUUACGACACUGAAGGACGGAUUUAUAUCAUCGACAGAUUAAAACAGAUGAUAAAAUGCAUGGAUAAUGUCGUCACCCCUUCUGAGCUGGAAGAAAUCUUGAUGACCCAUGAAGCUGUCGCGGAGUCCGCAGUUGUAGGCGUUCCAAGCUCCAAGUAUGGCGAGGCUCCAGCAGCUUGUGUCGUUGUAAAAGACGGCUUUGAGAAAAACCUUGAAAGUUUGGCGAUAGAGUUGAAGGAGCUAAUUGCAGGUCAAGCAGCAGUGUUCAAGCAGCUGUACGGUGGAGUUUUUUUCAUGAAAUCUCUUCCCAAGUCUCAUAGCGGGAAGAUCCUGAGACAAGACCUCAAGACGAAAAUUGCUAAUGAAAAGUGA